Molecule: messenger RNA, 1657 nt
Organism: Saccostrea echinata
Lineage: Eukaryota; Metazoa; Mollusca; Bivalvia; Ostreida; Ostreidae
Exons: 2
Coding region: 147-1619 (490 amino acids)
Source: RefSeq, a predicted model, not a curated record
CAGUCUGCAAGGAAACAUGGACCUUACGUUAUUCAAACAGUGGACACUUUAAUUCACAGUAAUCCACUGCGAUCUAUAUACACGAACAACUUGUACUUAUAACUUGGAGUAAACUUGCUUCUAUACGAUGAAUUAAGUAAUACGCGAUGGAGAGAACGGAUUGUUUAAAUAACAACUUGGAUCGAUCAAGUUCUAGCAUAAAGAAACCCCAUGUAGCGACAAAGAUUACAGAUGUUUAUCUAGAGGACGAAACCCUGACACUCUGGCUCCCAGCAACUGACAGCAAACAGUAUCAUCUUAUACCUGAAACUAUCAGAGGAGAAGAAUGGGCACUGCUUCUUCAACUUUACUACACAAAGUUCGACUGUGUUAGUUGUGUUCUGCCUUUCGAUGAAGCAGUCCCAGUUAUUACUCACCAAGCCACUACCUUGCUGCCCACUCAGGAUUACUCCAUUCUCCGAAACUAUCCUAGAAUUAAGGGCUUAUGGUUCCGACCUGAUCGAUCCGAUUCCGUUGGACUUGACGACGAGUCUGUUGUUGGAAAUAUCAAAUUCUCCUUUACCUUCCCAGAGCAGGAGAAAGAAAAUCUCUUAAGCAACAUGAACAUUUACUUCCUUGAGGUCUUGGAUUAUGAAUCCGAUGACAAAUCGGUGUCGAGGUUCCUCAUUACCAAAGAAACGUACGCAGAACUUCCAAAGUAUGAUAUCUUUAAACCAGGCGGACCAAUUUUUAUUAAAAAGGAGAAGAAUGAGGAAGGGACAGAAUCAGAAACCUACUACUUUCUGAAAAUUUGUCAGAGUUACCAAGGCAAAGCAAUGGAACACGUAGUAGAACUGAUCCUUGAAGAAGACCCAUGGCCGAUGUGUAAAGUAUCGUCAGUGACGCACAAACCACUCUGCAGUCGCUCAUCAGUCCAUGAUCAUACCGAGGAUUUAACCAGGGAACAUCAUUUUAACAUGCGAUAUUUUGGGGCACCUUGGGACCAAGCCCUGGCCGGACUUUUUGCGUGGUCACUUAGGGCAAACAUUCCUUGGUUAGUGUACGAGAGACUUCACGAAAACAUUAAGGGUUCAGUAAAUCUGGCGGCUUUGACAACACCCUUUCAUCAAGUUUUCACUGCAAAAGUCCCAGCAAUAUGCAGCAAGAAAAUCGAUCUGCUCUUUCAGCUUGCACCAUUUGUUGAUAAGUGCGAAAAUCAGCAGGACCUGGUUCAACUUAAAGAGCUUCAUAGUUCUCUUCAUCGCUGUAGUGCCUCUUGUACGUUUAAAAGUUUGAAAAAUAUAGAAAUGAACAAAAUUCUGUCACCCUAUUUGUCUUUGCUAGAAAGAAUUAUCGCUUGCGUUUCAACUGCUGUCAGGAAAGAAUUAAUGAACGCCCUUCUACCAUGGUCAGUGAUGGCAUACCAUUUUCAUGAUCACCAGAUUGAAAGUUGUAUGAAAAUGGUAGGAUUCAUUUACCAACUUGAAGGAAUACGGAAUAUAAAUAGACCACCUGAAUCCUCAUUAAACAGUUCUUUCUUCUUCCCCUCUACAUCUGGGGGCUACACCACUGACGUCACAUCCGGGAUACAUUCAUUGAGCACGUCACCAGUCAUGUGGGAGGAGGAGAUGAGUCCUUAACCAACUCUUACAUAUUGUUAUGAUUUAGACAUUUCAUU